UUUAAUUAUAAGGAGUUUUUAGUGGUAAUGGUGUUAGAUAUUGAGACAUUCUGCAAUUUCGGGGGAAAUGAGAAAAAACAGCAUCACUGAUUGGAUGAAUCCCAAUUCCUACAAAACUAAGAGUCCUUAAAAGCCUCUUCAACACCAUUAAUACUCUAAUCUGAGGGAACUUCACUGAACUAAGGUAUAUUGGGGGAAAAAAAACUAAGACAUAUUGGAAGAAUGAAGACAAUAGUGCUGAUAAUAAGCAACUUAUUCUUGAUAACUGCUGCACCAGUGGAUCAGAAUCAUGACAUAGAAGCCAGAUCUGCGAGUGAAGAGGAGGGGCUGCAAGCCUUGAUUACUCAAAUGAGGGACACUCUAGCGAAUGUCAAUAAACCCCCUAUCGCUGAUCCAACCCCAAAACCAGCAGGUCUCCAGCUACAAGAACCUUCUUCGCAGUUCCAGACAGCAUAUAUCCUCAAUCCACUAUCUCCUGUUCCUGUUGGCCCUCCUGUAGACCCCAAAUCAGUACAGCAACCCUCUGUGCCACAGAUUAACCUUUUCAUCUCCGGCCCUCCCCAGCAGGACAGGGCAACGGCAGCAGAACCUCCUAAACAAGCACCCUUACAGCAGCUAGUGCUGGCCAAUCCCGAGUCAAUGCCUGCUCUUCAAAAUCCUGCUCAGGUUGUGGCACUUCCGGCUCCGUACAGCUCCAUCCUGCCUCAGAAUGCCGUAGUAAUACCAUUCAACGUUCCCUCUCAGGGAUAUCCACACAUGAUCGGUCCUCUCCAGAACCCUGCUUUCUUCGGCCCACAGACUAACCCAUACUUUCAGCCUGUAAAUCCUUUUCAAGGUCCUCAAAAUUUUGGUCCGUACCCUUUUUAUCCACAGAUGUAUCCUCCCAAUCCCUAUUUUAACUAUGGUAUGCCUAAUGUGGCAGUAACACCCCCUAUCAUAUUCAGGGAGCGCGGGCAGACAGUUACUACGCAGGGGUAAUUUUAAGAUUGUAACCUGUAUAUGACGACACCGCCAGGCAGAUGGAUGAGGGACUUUUUUAUUGUUUGAUCUCAUUUAAUACAUUCUUUUUUAGCUUUACAGCAGUUGCAAUAUGUAAAACAAUGUCAUGUCAUAUUUUACUUUUAUUAUAAUUCUUUUGAAUGCAACUUUUUAUGUUGUUAUUCUUUUUUGUUCCUAUAUUUUCAUUCAUUUUUAAAUUAACAUAGUAUCUUAUAUGAUUUUCUAUUUCUUCUUGCUGUAUUAUGCACCUUGUAUUAAAUGUGCUAUAUUUCAGUCUUGCCUGUUAGAACAACAUUUGCCAGUAUAAAACUCAUUUAUCCUAAUAAAAAAGUCUUCCACAUCUUUUUUGAACCAUCCUAAAGCAUUAA
This is a messenger RNA of Megalobrama amblycephala (Wuchang bream), 1367 nucleotides long. RefSeq lists its product as uncharacterized. Lineage: Eukaryota; Metazoa; Chordata; Actinopteri; Cypriniformes; Xenocyprididae. The coding region runs from base 223 to 978 and encodes 251 amino acids. The transcript is spliced from 5 exons. The record is from RefSeq and is a predicted model, not a curated record.